UCAGUCUCUGUCAGUUUGUCAUUAUGUUCAUGUCUUGUUCUGUAAUCUAUCAUUAUUGUUGAAAAAAGCAAUAGAAUUUUCCGAAAGAUACUUACUUGGUCAAAUCGCAAUAAAUUCGUGUUAAACAAUAAUUCAAAAUGUCUGAUGUGAAAAUUGUAGCGGCUAGUAUAGUGAACUUUUUGAAACAGCAGCUUGAAAACGACGCACUAAGCUUGGAUUCAAGAGAGAGCGUAGAGGUUGGUGUGCAAUGUAUAGAGACCGCGUUUGAAUUGGGACCAGAAGAUACGAGUCGCAGUGUUGAUUUGUUGCAACUGGUAAGACAACAGCGCGGGGGCAGCUCAUCUGCUGACCGCGCUGAGGCCGAGCGACUCAAAAACGAAGGGAAUGAGCUAAUGAAAGCGGAGAAGCACCGGGAGGCUUUAGAGAAGUAUUCACGUGCUAUUGAACUUGACCCGCGCAACUCUGUUUUCUUUUGUAAUCGUGCAGCUGCGCAUUUCAAACUCGGUGAACAUGAAGCGGCAGUCGCCGACUGCACAGCGGCGUUGGCAUUGCAACCAGACUAUGGGAAAGCACACGGCCGGCUGGGUCUUGCUCUUACCGCUCUAGACAGACAUCGUGAGGCGCGAGCAGCGUUUGCACGCGCAUCUCAACUCGAGCCGGACAAUGAAUCAUACAAACAGAAUCUACGUCAUGCGGAUGAGCACCUUGCACAACGCGGCGAGCGUGGCCCACUAGACCUCGGUGGGUUAUUACAGAAUCCGGCGCUAUUGAAUAUGGCAACAGAAAUGCUUGCAGAUCCCAACAUGCAGAAUCUUAUAUCUGGAUUAAUGACUAAUACGACAGCACCCACUGGUGGAGCUAAUGCCGGAGGCAUGAAUGCUCUUUUGGAAGCCGGUCAAGCCCUAGCACAGCAUAUGCAGGCCGCCAACCCUGAUUUGGUAGAACAGUUGCGGAGACAAGUCCGUCCUCCUGGUCCAGGAGGUAAUCCACCACCAUCGCAGUGAAGGCUUGAUACUAACCAUUAUUCUACUCAUAUCUGGAUUGGGAAUUAUAAAUUGACUAUAUGUGACACUUAUUUAUGCCUAAUUUCAAAAGUUCAUUUAUAAUAAGUGGCACUUGAAUUAAAGAUUUUGAAAUUCUCAAUUAAGUAAUGAGUAUUAUUUGUAAGUCAUUAUUCAACAGUUAUUAGUCAACAGACAUUUCAAGGUCUUGUUUUCUCAGCCACAAUCCUAUGUAACGUAGGGGACCUUACACUGCAAGGUCUAUAUGAAAUUAUAUAAUAAUUAUCACUCCUGCUUAUUUUAAUAUAUAAUUCUUAUUUCAAAUAUUAUUACAUGUACAGUUAACUACAGAAGUAUGUAUUUCCUUUACAACUGCUUCAUAAAACUUAUUAUUUGAAAUAUAGCAUAGAGCAUAUUUUUGUACCCAACUGUGGAUGGAGUAACAAUUGAAUAUUUAAAAUAGUUAUUUAUGUCGUAAGAAAUUCCUUGAAUUUGAUGCAAAUAUCUAUUGAGGUAUUUUUUAUAUUAUACAUUUCAAUAAAUGUUUAUUUUAGUUGUGUAAUGAAUUUACAUAUGGGAAGGUUCAGACGCAUUUAUAUAACAUUUCUGAAGGUACCAUAAUGCAGCAAUAUCUUAAUUACAUGUCAGUUUUCAAAAACAAACUAAUUUAAUUCUCAAAACUUAUUAGUUGGUUAGUAUAUUAUAUAAUUAUCAACUAUGUUACAGUACAUUUAUACACACUGCAGUACAGAUAAUAUCAUUUUAAUAAAUAUGUUUAUUUAAACGAUAUAUCUUAAUGAUAAUUUAGUGUCUCUUGCUAUCAAUUAUACGGCAAGUUGAACAACAUGGACAUCAAAAUUGACUAUGAAACAUCUAUUUCCUUCAUUUUGCUUUAUAAGAGUCAGUUAUAGAUUUAUAUGUUAUUACUGAUUCACUUUCAACCACUUCCUUAAUGUCUUUUUAUGAAAUACUUAAUUACAUUUCAAUUAUGGUUGAAAAUUUAGAAAUUGCCUUUUAUGGUACAAACUCUCUUAAUGACAGUAUGAUCACUUUCAUGAAAAUCAUUAGUUAGGCUAAAUUUAAAUAAUAUGGAGUAAAACAAUGAUAAUGUGACACUGUGUUCAGGUUAUUGUAAAACAAAUAUAUAUACCAAAAUAGUGUUAAAUUAGAGGGAAGCUUUAGGUUUUCUCUAUUUAACUGGAGAUAUUUCUAGAUAAGAUUUGAAUUAUUGGUUUUGUUAAUAAAUUUAUUUCGACAAAUUAUAA
Galleria mellonella (greater wax moth) is the source of this 2266-nucleotide messenger RNA. RefSeq names its product small glutamine-rich tetratricopeptide repeat-containing protein alpha-like. NCBI's taxonomy places the organism in Eukaryota, Metazoa, Arthropoda, Insecta, Lepidoptera, Pyralidae. The transcript has a single exon. Gene Ontology annotation, molecular function: protein binding; molecular adaptor activity. Gene Ontology annotation, cellular component: membrane; TRC complex. Gene Ontology annotation, biological process: post-translational protein targeting to endoplasmic reticulum membrane. Bases 138 to 1004 code for a protein of 288 amino acids. The record is from RefSeq and is a predicted model, not a curated record.